Molecule: messenger RNA, 945 nt
Organism: Caenorhabditis remanei
Lineage: Eukaryota; Metazoa; Nematoda; Chromadorea; Rhabditida; Rhabditidae
Exons: 2
Coding region: 1-945 (314 amino acids)
Molecular function (GO): G protein-coupled peptide receptor activity
Source: RefSeq, a predicted model, not a curated record
AUGUCUCUGGACAACACUUCCAUCACCUUCGACGUGGAUUAUCUUAUCAAGUACCCUGACCUUAUCCUCUCCAUUUUCGGAUUUGUCACUAAUCUCAUCCAUCUUUUCGUUUUAUCCCUCAAAGUGUCCACCAUACCUAAUUUCAUAUUUCUUACUUUUAUCUGUGGAACGGAUUUGCUGCAAUUAGUGACUUCUGGAAUUAACAAAAUAUGGACGGUCCUUACUUAUAUCGAACACAAAAAUUGCAUUGGAUAUAUGAACCACGUGGAUAUGGGAUUUAAGUUUCUCAGCGUAUGGUCCCAGUACUUUUCUCUGACUGCAGCACCAUGGAUUACUGUAGUCAUGGCUGUUACAGUAAUACGAAAUGAGAAAAUAAAUUGGCAGGGUGCCAAGAGAUACGCGAUUUUUACACUAGUCGCUUCGACUCUGUAUAGCUCAAUUUGGAUUCUGAAUGCGAUUAUUCUAUUCCAAUAUCUACCGUAUGCUCCGUGCAGUGCUGACAGUUAUCUGCAACACUAUAUGGCAGAGAAUGACAACUGGGUUACUAACUCCACUAUCCUGAUGGCCGUUAUUGAAUUUUUACUAGAAUUUUCGUGGAAUUUUGGUUGUUUGGUAUUAUUGCUUAUGUUUGUUGUGAAAAAAUGUAAGAAAAAAUAUUCUGAAAAUGGCACUGUACUGCUAUUAUUAUCGUUUCUUGUACCCAAUAUCUUGAGUGUUGUUGGAUAUCGUUUGUUCACAAAAGGGGAUGAUAAUGCAACACAAGAAGUCCUUAUCAUCCCUAACGGAAUUGCUAGUCUUGUGCGAGUAUCGGGUACUUGUUGCCGCCCGUUUCUUAUCCUUUGGAAAUGUAAAGAUUAUCAACUUAUUGUGGAUUCUAUAUUUGAUAUUACUGGAGGAGUUGGAUCUAGAAUAAUCGAAGUUGAAAGCACACCAAUUUCAAAAUGA